Messenger RNA from Aegilops tauschii subsp. strangulata, 3430 nucleotides. RefSeq names its product ethylene-overproduction protein 1. The record is from RefSeq and is a predicted model, not a curated record. NCBI's taxonomy places the organism in Eukaryota, Viridiplantae, Streptophyta, Magnoliopsida, Poales, Poaceae. Gene Ontology annotation, biological process: negative regulation of ethylene-activated signaling pathway. Gene Ontology annotation, molecular function: protein binding.
CGACUUGCGCGCCCCUCCGCUUCAUCCCCGGCCCUCCCCUCCUCCGCGCCCGACCCGACCCGAUCGAUCCUCCCUCCCCCGCCGCCCUCCCAAACCAGCGGCAUUAACCAACCAACCGCGAGCGCACGGCGGGAAGGCGCGGCCGCGCGGAAGGGCGGAGGCGAGGCGCGCUCCGGCCGUUCCGCCGAAAAUCCCCCCACCCCCAUUCUGACAUGAUCGCCGCCGUCUAAUAACCCGGCAGCCGCAGGAGGAGCGAGGCGCGGCAUUAUGACCAACAACUUCUUGACCACCAUACGGAGCCUCAAGCUGAUCGAGGGGUGCAAGGCCGCGCAAAUCUACCCCUUCAACUCCGUGGCCUCCACGUCUGGCGGCUCCGGGGAUGGAGGGGGCGGGGCCAAGCUGCUCCCGCUGCCGCCGCCGCGCAGCGUCUCCCUGAUGUCCGCGUCGCUCUGCUACCCGCACGCGCCCGCCACUUCGGGGGCCUUCUCUUCCGACUCGACCCUCCCCUGCGGCCUCCCGGCGGCCGCCGCGCUCGAGCCGGCGCUUGACGCGUGCCUUCGCCCCGUUGACCAUGUCUCGGCGCUCGCGGCGUCGUUCCGGCGGAUGUCGUCGGCCGAGACGAAAGGCGACGACCUCUGCGAUGUGUACCUGGAGCAGCACGCGCUGUUCCACGCGCUCGGGGACCCCCGGCUGCUGCGCCGCGCGCUCCGUGCCGCGCGCGUCCACGCCACCGACUCGCACCGCCGCGUCGUGCUCGCCGCCUGGCUCCGGCACGAGCGCCGGGAGGACGAGUUCGACCCGAUGCCGCCGCCUCUCGAUCCCUGCGGCCCAACGACCCCGCUCCUCGAGUGCCCCCGCUCCGCGGUCUUCGCCACGGAGUCCUCCGGCGUGGAUCCCGUCUGCCCCUGCCGCCGCACUCCACCUCCUCCUCCUCGCCCUCCGCGCUUGAGGCGCGACACAAUUUUGAGGCGCAACGCAUCGAUCGCCUUCGAUGAGAGCGAGGAAGAAGAAGAUGAUGAGACCAAUGACUUGUGGUUCGUCAUCGGCCAGGAGGAGGUGGCGUGCGAGCGUUCCUGCAUCGCCGCGCUAGCGAAGCCGCUCAACACGCUCCUCUACGGCGGGUUCGCCGAGGCGCGCCGCGACCACAUUGACUUCAGCCGCGACGGCAUCUCGGCGCGUGGCAUGCGCGCCGUCGCCGCCUACAGCCGACACGGCCGCCUCGACGACUUCCCUCCGGACACCAUGCUCGAGCUCCUCGCCUUCGCCAACAAGUUCUGCUGCGAUGGCCUCAAGGUCGCCUGCGACAACAAGCUCGCCUCCAUGGUGCGCGGCGUGGACGAAGCCCUCUCCCUCAUCGACCUCGGCCUCGAGGAGGCCGCCCAUCUCCUCGUCGCCACCUGCCUCCAGGCCUUCCUGCGGGAGCUCCCCAAGUCGCUGUCCCACCCCGAGGUGGCGCGUCUGCUCUGCAGCCCGGAGGGCAGGGAGCGCCUCGACGCCGCCGGGAACGCGUCCUUCGCGCUCUACUACUUCCUCUCGUACGUCGCCAUGGAGGAGGACACGAGGUCCAACACCACGGUGAUGCUCCUGGAGCGGCUAUGGGAAUGCGCAGAGUUGCCAUGGCACAAACAGUUGGCACUGCACCAGCUCGGGUGCGUCAUGCUGGAGCGCGGCGAGUUCAAGGACGCGCAGGAGUGGUUCGAGGAGGCCGUCGCGGAAGGCCAUGUGUACUCGCUCGCCGGAGUAGCGCGCGCCAAGUUCAAGUGCGGGCACAAGUACAUGGCCUACAAGCUGAUGAACAGGGUGGUCACGGACUACGAUCCUGCCGGGUGGAUGUACCAAGAACGCGCCGUGUACUGCGUGGGGAAGGAGAAGAUGGCUGAUCUCCGGACGGCGACGCAGCUCGACCCGACGCUGACUUACCCGUACAAGUACCGUGCCGCCGCCUUGCUGGAGGAGGACAAGAUGGAGCGUGCGCUGGAAGAGAUCGACAAGGUGCUCAGCUUCAGGAUGGCGACCGACUGCCUCGAGCUCCGGGCGUGGUUCUACCUUGUGGCUGGGGACUUCGAGGCUGCCGUGCGGGAUGUCAGGGCCAUCUUGACGCUGGAUCCGACCUACAUGAUGUUCCAUGGUAAAAUGCACGGGGAGCAGCUGAUCGAGCUCCUCCGAGGGCAAGUGCAGCAGCGGGACAUGGCGGAUUGUUGGUUGCAGCUCUACGACCGGUGGUCAGGGGUGGACGACAUCGGCUCUCUGGCAGUUGUCCAGCAGAUGCUCGCCAGGGAACCCGGGAACAGCAGCUUGCGGUUCCGGCAGUCGCUACUCCUGUUAAGGCUAAAUUGUCAGAAGGCUGCUAUGCGUAGCUUGCGGUUAGCACGGAAUAGUUCGAUUCAUGACCAUGAGAGACUUGUAUACGAAGGAUGGAUCUUAUACGACACCGGGCAUCGCGAUGAAGCACUUGAGAAGGCCGAGCAAUCACUCAGUCUCCAAAGAUCAUUCGAAGCAUUUUUCCUAAAGGCUUAUGCUCUAGGGGACUCUAGCCUUGACGUCGAAUCUGCGCUUUCUGUUGUUCAGCUUCUAGAGCAUGCUAACAGUUGUGCAUCUGACAACCUACGGAAGGGGCAAGCAUACAACAAUAUGGGGAGCAUAUAUGUGGACUGUGAUUUGCUGGAUGAGGCAACUGAGUGCUACAGCAUAGCACUGAGCAUCAAGCAUACGCGGGCACACCAGGGUCUGGCUCGGGUCCAUUUCUUGAAGAAUAGGAAAAAGGCUGCAUUUGAUGAGAUGACAUCGCUCCUAAAGAUUGCCAAAAACAGCGCUUCGGCGUAUGAAAAACGGUCGGAAUAUGCCGAGCGGGACGCUGCGAAAAGUGAUCUCAAUAUGGCGACCUUGUUGGAUCCAACCAGGACCUACCCUUACAGAUACAGAGCAGCUGUUCUGAUGGACGAGAACAAGGAGGAGGAGGCGAUCGGAGAGCUGACGCAAGCGCUGGCUUUCAAGCCGGACCUCCAGCUGCUCCACCUCCGCGCGGCCUUCCAGGACUCCAUGGGCGACAGCGCGAGCACCCUGCGCGACUGCGAGGCCGCGCUGUGCAUGCACCCGGAGCACGGAGACACCCUGGAGCUCUACAACAAGGCUUCCGCCAAGGCUGAGCAAUCCGAGAGCUAGCCUGCGACCACCAUCGUCGAUGAUCAGCUAGCUGAAUGAUGAAACGAUUUUGGCCCCUUCCCUUCCGCAGCAAGGAGAGAAGAAUGCACAGCGAGGCGGGCAGAAGAGAGCACGGACGAGUCGGACCGAUGGGUAUAGACAAAGCAUACGAUGCGGCGAGGCGAAGGUCGGUCGAGCUCUGCGUGUAACGUACAGGAGGUUGAUGAGAGAGCUUGGUGUAACAAAAAUGUAAGAAUAGCAAAGCGUGUAAAUGGCAUCAUUUUUCGUA